Periconia digitata is the source of this 1230-nucleotide messenger RNA. NCBI's taxonomy places the organism in Eukaryota, Fungi, Ascomycota, Dothideomycetes, Pleosporales, Periconiaceae. The record is from the annotation of a GenBank genome assembly.
UUGCUGACCUCGGCACAAGCACUUGGCCAGACAGAUGCCCAUGCCCGGAUCGGGACUAGUGUUGGUAUGGAUUCCCCGCGUAGAUCAUCGCCGAACGUCAUUAUACCUCACUUUAUUGAUCAACAAUUUUUCUCGCAUCUGUCAACCAAGCAACGAAAGCACACUCGCUCGAUUCGCGGAAAACACCCCCCUUCCUUCUCUUCCCGUCUUUACAACCAUCUCCCCCCGUUCCAACGUAAAACAAAAAGAUAUAUAAAACACCACCAACCCCCGAACCAAGAGAGAGGAAAAAAACAGCCCUGAGAGACAGGCCAACCUGCAAACCACGCAAAAAUGCCACCCCACCACUCCCAAUACAUCCUCAAGGUUACAGCGGGCCCAACCUACGCCUCCUCCACCAACACCACGAUCCCCGUGAACACCGAAACCCCCAUCCACAUCUCCUCGCCCCAUCUCGACGCCUCCCUCACAGUCCGCAUAAAAGACUACCGAGGUCUCCCAUCCUCCUCCCCCUCAACAUCGCCCUACUUCUCCGAUUCAGCGCACACUUACGACCGCUACUCCAUCUCGUUUUCGUUCACGCCCAAGGAAGACAUCGGCGGCGAUGACCUAGUCUUCGGCAACGACUUCGACCAUCCAAUCAGGGAUAGACUACCCCCGCUGUUCGACAAGGCAUUCGGGAUAGUGAAAUGGUGGAUCGAUCCCGGUCUCGAAGGCGACGUCCUCGCAGACGAACCGUACCUCUACGGCCCUUUACUCUCCAGCAUCAACGUCCUCUCCAUUCCCUCCGCUUCCCCCUCCGAGGCCGAGAAAAAGCAGGACGCUUUCCCCAUCUUCACGGAGUCUACAUCAGCGGAGGAGAGUGUGGCGAUACCGCAGACGUCGUCUGCGCGGCAGAAGUUCUUCCUCACACCGUCUAACCGUGAGCAAUUCGUGUUCAAGAAGGAUCAAGAGUACCACUGCGAUUUCUUCAACCCGUAUCUCGACUUCAAUGAGUUUGCGCUGAAGCUGGGCUACGGGAUGCCUGCGAUUGGAAUUCUAGGGAAUUGGGAUGGGCAGGAUCUGCGCCCCCACUCCCUUAGAUACGUGCUCAAGAACCGCUCCAGCGGACAGGAACUACUGGUUUUUGUCUUCACGCUUAUCCCGGUCAAGGAUGUUGAGGGUCAAGAUAAGAAUGAUGCCGCGGCUGCGGUGACGGAGGGGCAGAAGGAGGUUGAGGAUCUGGAUUAA